Molecule: messenger RNA, 2742 nt
Organism: Solanum dulcamara
Lineage: Eukaryota; Viridiplantae; Streptophyta; Magnoliopsida; Solanales; Solanaceae
Product: zinc finger CCCH domain-containing protein 5
Exons: 9
Coding region: 114-2501 (795 amino acids)
Biological process (GO): mRNA splicing, via spliceosome
Cellular component (GO): spliceosomal complex; U2AF complex
Molecular function (GO): pre-mRNA 3'-splice site binding; metal ion binding
Source: RefSeq, a predicted model, not a curated record
AUUAACUUGUUUUUUCUGCUCUUUUAAAUUUUCUCGUCCCUCUUUCCUUUUUUCUGUAGUCUGGCACCAUGAAAUGGCCGAUUAACACUCUAUUGAAACCCUAGACGUCGACGAUGACGGAACCGAUAUCAGUUAAAGAAGACGACAAGCAAGCCCCGGAACUUCAACGACGCGGCGAACCAAUUUCGGACUCAGCAGCAGCAGAGGCGGGGGAUCAGAUAUGCAACAAUCGCAAGGAGAAAAGGAAGUUGACGAAGAAGGAGAAGAGGAAGCAGAAAAGGAAGGAACUAGCGGUGAAGGUGCGCCAGGAAGAGGAGGCUAAGCUGAAUGAUCCCGAGGAGCUUCGCAGGGUUCAGCUGGAGGAGGAGAAAGAGAAGGAGAGAUUAGAGAGAGAAAGGAGAGAGUUUGAGGAGAGAGAAAGGCACUUUCUCGAAGCACUGUCUCGAAAGAAAGCUCAAGAGGAGGAAGAAGAAGAACAAAGGAGAGUGGAAGAUGAGGAAGAAAAGGCGAAACAAAGCCAGGUUGCUCUUGAGAAUGAGCCAGAUGGAGAUGACGAGUGGGAAUAUGUAGAAGAUGGGCCUCCUGAAAUUAUAUGGCAAGGAAAUGAGAUAAUUGUGAAGAGGAAUAAAGUGAAAGUGAAAAAGAAGGAUCCAGAUCCUGUGAUUGUGAAAGAGGAUCCCAAUAGGCCAACAUCCAAUCCACUGGCUCCACAAUCUGAAGUCUAUGCUGACUACAAGAAUUCUUCAUCUCUUUCAGCACAACAGUUGUUGGAGAAUGUCGCUGUUCAAACUCCGAAUUUUGGAACUGAGCAAGAUAAAGCUCAUUGUCCUUUCCACCUAAAAACUGGGGCUUGUCGAUUUGGUUCACGCUGCAGUAGGGUUCACUUUUAUCCCGAUAAAUCCUGCACUUUGCUCAUGAAGAACAUGUACUGUGGACCUGGAUUUGCUUUGGAGCAGGAUGAGGGGCUUGAGUACACAGAUGAGGAAGUUGAAUGUAGUUUUGAGGAAUUUUAUGAGGAUGUUCACACGGAAUUUUUGAAGUUUGGAGAAAUUAUUAAUUUCAAGGUGUGUAGAAACAGUUCAUCUCAUUUGCGAGGGAACGUUUAUGUACACUACAACGAUAUAGAUUCUGCAGUGCUUGCUUAUCGUUCUAUAAAUGGACGUUACUUCGCUAGCAAACAGAUCACGUGCGAGUUUGUUAGCGUAACCAAAUGGAAGGUUGCCAUAUGUGGGGAAUUCAUGAAAUCAAAGCUUAAGUCAUGCUCCCGCGGAACGGCAUGCAACUUCAUCCAUUGUUUCCGCAAUCCUGGUGGAGAUUAUGAAUGGGCGGACUUGGACAAACCACCACCAAGAUACUGGCUUACGAGGAUGGCUGCUUUGUUUGGGUAUGCUGGUGAAUCUGUCUAUAAUAGACGGCUUGAACGGAAAAACUCAGAAUGGAUGUUGAAUUCCUACAAGAUGCUGGCAGCUGAUUCUGACAGGCAUCGCUCUAUAAUGUACGAUUCAAGGGAGAGAAGGUCUCGCUCAAGGGAGAACAGAAGUUCAAGGAUCCAUUAUGAGGAUUAUGAUAUUCAUAAGAGGACACAUCAAGAGAGAAGCGGCCGUUCUGAUAAAAAAAGGCGCAAAAUUCUUGUUAAGAAACAAUUUGAAGAGGGGACAGGAGAACAUGAAGAGGAAACAAAUCAACAUGGUAAAAAUAGAUACCACAUUAGUGACUCUGAUUGGGAUUUAUCUGACAGAGAGAAAGAGGGAGAUAGGCGCCGCCAUAGCACAAGGAGAAGAUCAAGAAACCACCACAAUGAAAAAAGGGGGCGUCAACAUCGUAUCGGUGACAUCAAAAAACGAGUUAGCGGUUCCGACUCUGGUGAUGAUUUGCCAGAAAAGAAGAGAUAUGGAGAUGCAGGAUCUGGUAACAGGGAGAGGGGCUCAAGACAUUGGAAGGAAGAUCAUAGUACAGAUUCCAGCGGUGAGUGGGUGGAUGAGAUACGAGACAGAAAUUUGCAUCACAAGAAAAGAAGAAGUAGGUCUAGGCGUCAUAACAGUGUUUCAUCAUCACCUGAUCACUGGGAUAAGAGAAGCGGAAGCCAUGAUAGUAAUACCACUGGAGAUUGGACUGCUGCUAUCACAGAUAAAAGAAAGCCAAGUUCUGACAAGAGUGUCGAUUCAGAUACGGAUUACCAUUAUCACCACAAAGAAGACAUUGGGGAAAGAGGCCGCUGGGAACCUGAUGAAGGUGCUACUGGAACAGACUCUAAAAGUAGUAAGAAGUCUGUAAUUGAUGAUUCUGAAGAUCACAAUGUGGAAUCUGAGUUGAAUGAUGAUGGGGGCUAUAGUGGUAGUACAACAAAGGGGAGUGGCAGCUUAUUCAAUCAAACAAGGAGGGGGAACAGGGAUAGGAUGGACUCUUCAAAGAAGUCGAAAAGAUCUAACGAGAAUGAUAGGGAGCACAAUGAAAAAGACAGGAGUUAUGCUGGCCACGAGCAGCUUAAGUUAAGCUCGUAAGGCAGCCAUUGCUUUACUAUUUUCACGAGGUUCAUACCAUAGACAACCAGUUAUAAUGCUGGGAAGAACUUGAGGGUGACAUAUGAAUGACGUUACGUGCAUCAACCUUUGCUAAAUUUGACCUUGAUUGUGAAUAGUCGAGUAUUACUUUGUCUGAAUGAAGAUCAGGUUGAUCUCUGAUGCAUUCCCAACUUCAGUUGGGGAAAUUGCCAUUUAUUCCAAUGGAUGCAGAAUUACUUAA